CCGUCAGAUACGUCAUCAGCGAGUGACGCAGUGAGACACGAGUGUGCAUCUCCAUGGCAACGCCAAACUUUAACGAGGAACCGAAAGUCAACUUUUGCAUAACGCUUAGGACCGUAAACACCGCAGCUGACCGCCGGAAAAUGCGCAGCGUCAUCGCGGAAGAUUCAGAAUGGACUUUAGCUGAAGUUCCUUUACUAACAACACUCUGCCUUCAACAUAUAGUCAAGAACUUUGAAGAGAAGCCCAUUCUGGAUGAACUCACGGGCGGUCAUAAAUCGUAUGUUUUUGAGCGUCUGUCUCCAUCCCUUCCUCUGACUGUCAGCGCAAACCUUAUCUCCGAUGAGAGCUACUGGAGACGCCGCGUGGAGGCGCGCUGGGGUCCGGCUGACGUCACCGCGUACGGCGACAGCUGGAAGCGCAUGUUCUUCGAGCGUCACCUGGAAGGCGUCGUUGAGCUUUUCAUCCCAGAUGUGACAGACAUCAGGACGGUCCUGGAGCUCGUGCCGCUGUGUCGAAACUACGUGACGCGUCUGAAAGUGUCUCAGUUGCUCCCGCCCAUCAAAGACCCGUCGAGGUUCGACGAGGACGACGCCUCGGAUUGCGCCAGUGACGUGGGCAGCGACGGACCCUCCAUGGAUCACUUCGAUUUCGGCAUUCUUCUUGACAAACUGGUGAACCUGGAAGAACUUCAUGUGACGUACGGGGUGAAAGGUUGCGGCAUGAACUUCGAGUGGAACCUCUUUGAGUUCACCUUCAGAGACUGUGAAUGUCUGGCAAAAGCCCUGAAGUCCUGCAAGAGCUUAAAGGUGUUCCGGCUCCGUCGCAGUAAAGUGGAUGAUGACAAGUGUUGCAUCCUCGUGAGUCACCUGCUGGAUCACCCGUCUCUGCUGGAGCUCGACCUGUCGCAUAACCACAUUGGCGAGCGCGGAGCCAGAGCCGUCGGCAAACUUCUGAACCGCAGUAAGCUGCAGAAACUCACGGCGUACAACAAUCGGAUCAGAGGUCCGGGAGCUCAGGCGCUGGCUCACGCUCUCGCCAGAAACACCACGCUGACGUCCCUCAACCUGAGACUCAACCGUAUCGCAGACGAAGGGGGUCAGGCUGUCGCUCAGGCUCUGAUGAAGAACAAGACGCUUACGGAGCUUCACCUGGAGGGAAACGAGAUGACAGAACCCACGGCCGUGGCGAUGUCUCAAGCGCUGGUGCAGAACUCCACGCUGAAGACCUUAAACCUGGCCAACAACAGACUGGGAGUGAAGAGUGUUACAGGACAGCAUGUGGGACGAGGAUUAGCCCUCUCUUGGGACGGAUCAUCCAAAUGGUUCCUGCAUUUAUCCGGCUCUCACAGUUUGAUUUCAAGGAUGGUGGGAAGGUUCUGGAAGAAGGGAUGUCCCACAACAGCAGUCUGGUGGAGUGUGAUAUUCGGCUGACCGAUGUAGAUCAGGAGAGUGAGUUCUGCAUCACUCAGGCCCUGAGAGCCAAUCAAAACCACAAACAUCAUCACAGUCCCACUGCCACACAACAUCCAUCAGCUCAUUAAACAUCCUAAACCCA
Messenger RNA from Triplophysa dalaica, 1554 nucleotides. RefSeq names its product t-complex-associated-testis-expressed 1 (gene drc5). The record is from RefSeq and is a predicted model, not a curated record. Lineage: Eukaryota; Metazoa; Chordata; Actinopteri; Cypriniformes; Nemacheilidae. The transcript has 6 exons. The coding region runs from base 54 to 1430 and encodes 458 amino acids. Gene Ontology annotation, cellular component: cytosol; nucleus; perinuclear region of cytoplasm. Gene Ontology annotation, biological process: flagellated sperm motility; activation of GTPase activity; nucleocytoplasmic transport. Gene Ontology annotation, molecular function: GTPase activator activity; small GTPase binding.